This is a messenger RNA of Asparagus officinalis (garden asparagus), 3428 nucleotides long. RefSeq names its product alanine--tRNA ligase. Gene Ontology annotation, cellular component: mitochondrion; cytoplasm; chloroplast. Gene Ontology annotation, biological process: alanyl-tRNA aminoacylation; tRNA modification. The record is from RefSeq and is a predicted model, not a curated record. Gene Ontology annotation, molecular function: ATP binding; alanine-tRNA ligase activity; aminoacyl-tRNA deacylase activity. The transcript has 22 exons. NCBI's taxonomy places the organism in Eukaryota, Viridiplantae, Streptophyta, Magnoliopsida, Asparagales, Asparagaceae. The coding region runs from base 73 to 2913 and encodes 946 amino acids.
CUUAUCUCCCCCGCCUCAAAAACUAGGGUUAGGGUUUUCUCCUCCGCCACCAAAUCCCGAUCCUCGCCUCCGAUGGAGUGGCCGGCCUCCAAAGUCCGCGACACCUACGUCAAAUUCUUCGAAUCAAAAGGCCAUGCAUACUGGCGAUCGAGCCCCGUCGUCCCCCACGACGAUCCAACCCUCCUCUUCGCCAACGCCGGGAUGAAUCAGUACAAGCCCAUAUUUUUGGGGACUGUGAACCCUAACACGCCCCUCGGCAAGCUCACUCGAGCUUGUAACACGCAGAAGUGUAUUCGAGCUGGAGGGAAGCAUAACGAUCUUGAUGAUGUCGGCAAGGAUACUUAUCAUCAUACGUUCUUUGAGAUGCUUGGGAAUUGGUCGUUUGGGGAUUAUUUUAAGAAGGAGGCGAUUGGAUGGGCUUGGGAGCUGCUCACUGAGGUAUUUAAACUGCCUGUUGAUCGGAUCUAUGCGACCUAUUUUGGUGGAGAUGAAAAGGUUGGGCUUGCUCCAGAUAAUGAAGCUAGAGACAUAUGGCUUAACUAUCUGCCACCUGGGCGUGUUCUGCCAUUUGGCUGCAAGGACAAUUUCUGGGAAAUGGGUGAUACUGGCCCCUGUGGACCUUGCACAGAAAUCCAUUUUGAUCGCAUAGGUGAUCGUGAUGCUGCAUCCUUGGUCAAUAAUGAUGAUCCUACAUGCAUAGAGAUUUGGAACCUUGUCUUUAUUCAGUUCAAUAGGGAAGCAGAUGGCAGCCUUAAGCCCUUGCCUGCCAAACAUGUUGACACUGGUUUGGGAUUUGAACGUUUGACUUCUAUCCUUCAGCAAAAAAUGAGCAACUAUGAUACUGAUGUAUUCAUGCCUAUAUUUGACACAAUCCAGAAAGCAACUGGUGCUCCACCAUAUGCUGGAAAAGUUGGGGUAGAUGAUGCUGAUAGGGUUGAUAUGGCAUAUAGGGUGGUUGCUGAUCACAUAAGAACUCUUUCAUUUGCUAUUGCUGAUGGAUCUCGACCAGGCAAUGAGGGGCGGGAAUAUGUUUUAAGGCGUAUUCUUCGACGAGCUGUUCGAUAUGGAACUGAUUUUUUAAAAGCAAAAGAAGGAUUUUUCAGUGGUCUUGUAGGCAUUGUUGUGAAAGUGAUGGGGGAUACUUUUCCAGAGCUGAAGCAACACGAGGCAAAGAUAAAAGACAUCAUUGCAGAAGAGGAGGCGAGUUUUGAGAGAACAUUAGACAGGGGAAGGGAGAAAUUUAGGAAGGCCGCUCAGGAUGUCAAAGGAAAUAUACUGAAUGGACAGGAUGCAUUUGUUUUGUGGGACACAUAUGGUUUUCCAUUAGAUUUGACACAGCUAAUGGCUGAAGAAAAGGGUCUAAUGGUUGAUGUCGAAGGUUUCAAUGUUGCAAUGGAGGAAGCCAGGCAGAAAGCCAGAAGUGCUCGAAAUAAAGCAGUUGGUGACUCAAUAGUUAUGGAUGCUGAUGCUACAUCAGUGUUGCACAAGAAGGGGGUGACUACAACGGAUGAUAGUUACAAAUUUACGUGGAACAAGGACCAUAAAACUGUGGUAAAAGCUAUUUAUACAGGAGCUGAUUUCAUAGAGACUGCUGUUGCUGGCUCUGAUAUUGGUAUUGUGUUGGAAAGUACAAGUUUCUAUGCUGAACAAGGUGGUCAGAUAUAUGAUACUGGUUUCCUUGAAGGUUCAUUUGGAUCAAUUCAAAUUAGCAAUGUUCAGGUGUACGGAGGAUAUGUUCUUCAUAUUGGUUCUUUCUCUGGAGGGACCCAGAAUUUGUCAGUUGGUGAUGAAGUGAUUUGCAAGGUUGACUAUGGCAGGCGUACCCUUAUUGCCCCUAAUCAUACAUGUACCCACUUGCUAAAUUUUGCUCUGAAGGAAGUUCUUGGUGAUCAUGUUGAUCAAAAAGGAUCCAUAGUGCUUCCAGAGAAAUUGCGGUUUGAUUUCUCCCAUGGAAAACCUAUUCACCCGGAGGAUUUGAGAAAAAUUGAAUCAAUUGUGAACAAGCAAAUUAAAGAUGAACUAGAUGUAUUCGCGAAUGAAGCAAGUCUUGCUGCUGCAAAGCGUAUAACUGGAUUGAGAGCUGUAUUUGGAGAAGUUUAUCCUGACCCAGUCAGAAUCGUAUCAAUUGGCCGCAAAGUUGAAGACCUCUUAGCAGAUCCAGGGAGCAAGGAAUGGCGGUCAUACUCAACCGAACUUUGUGGAGGUACUCAUAUAUCAAAUACUCGAGAGGCCAAAGCAUUUGCCCUUCUAUCUGAGGAGGGAAUUGCUAAGGGCGUUCGAAGGGUGACUGCUGUUACAACUGAUUGCGCCGCCAAUGCAAAAGAAUUGGCAGACUCCCUUGAUGCUGAAAUAACCGAUGCUUCCAAAGCAGAAGGAAGUUUAUUGGAGAAGAAAGUUGCAUCCCUGAAGAGUAAGACAGAUGCGGCUGCUAUUCCUGCAGCUAGAAAAGCUGAUCUCCGGGCCAGGAUAUCCCAGCUGGAGGAUAAAGUAAGGAAGGCCAAAAAGAAGAUCGGAGAGGAAAAUAUCCAAAAAGCAGUGAAGGCAGCAACAGAAAUUGCUGAGGGUGCUAUUUCUGAAGGAAAAUCUUUCUGUAUCACCCGAGUAGAUGUCGGUUCUGAUACUACUGCUGUUCGAGAAGCAGUUCUUAAAGUCAUGGAAAAAAAGGGACUAGCAGUUAUGGUGUUUAGCUCUGAUGAAGCCUCUAACAAGGCAGUUGUGUAUGCUGGAGUACCAAACAAUAGAUCGAAGGAUGGUCUUGCUGUGUUAGAGUGGCUGACUGCUGCAAUGGGACCUAUUAAAGGGAGAGGAGGUGGUGGUAAAAAUGGCGUGGCUCAAGGACAGGGAAGCGAUGCAACUGGAGUUGACGAGGCCAUGGAUCUUGCAUCAAAAUUUGCUGCAGUGAAGUUGAAGUAAUUGUCUCUUGGAGUCAUAUUUGGUCCCAGAGGUUUAUUGGUUCUUACGAUUUUGGCAACAUUACAGUGAGAUUGAAAAACAAAAUCUGCUUCUUUGGAGAUUGGAGGAUGUGAUAUCUACUGAUAUGCAAUUUGGGUCAUAUUUUGAUGCGCAACACACUGUCCGUAAGAACGUUAAUGUUGAUCAGCUGACACUAUUUAUCUUAACUAGUUGACAUUCUGUAUUCAAAGUUCUAAUUCUUUCCAUCGUAUGGUUUCUCUGAAGUUCCUAUCAAAAUCGUGAUGCUGUCUGCUGCGGCGUUAUUUGCUUGUCUCUUAACAUUUCUUUCACAUGGCAAACGUUUUAGAUGAUCUCACAUAGCUGCUAUUGGGAAAAAAACCCACAACCGAACAUUAGACGUUUGUAACCAUAAGCAGCGUUGGUAUUUUCCUAUGUUAUGUUGUAUGGGAGAAAUAUUUAAUAAGAUCCGCUGGCAACAGAUUUUCAUUAAAUCUUGAUUUCUAUGUUGAUAUUUU